CUGAACUAGUGUGGGGGGAUCUGACAAGCGCUUCUCAUCGCAGACUGGAGAUAAGGACACCACCCUCUCUACCAUAAUAAACACAUGCUAUGGGCAUCUCUGAAAAUUAAUCGGCGAAUUGAAACACUUGUGAAACCAAACAAAGGAAAGCUUCAGCAGAAAUGUAUCAGCUGAGAUAUGUUUCAAAGUAGCCCCGAUGGCGUCUGAUCAGAUUAGCUAGCUAGCUUUUAUCUGGGGGGAAAAGUCACUGUACAAGUCGCUGUUGACUUUGUUUCACUGUUUCUUUCGUGUCAGUCACUAUCUGGACCGGUUUAAUUUUUUUUCUGUGCUUGGAAUCCUGCCGAACCAUGGAUACUUACAGGAUAUCCGUCACCUUGGUUUUACUCCUUUCAACGUUGUACAGCUUUUCUUCAGAACAGUUUCCGAAUCAAGUCAUAGUGAAGGAAUGGGUGAUGCAGAUGCAGCAGGACCUGGUAAACCUGGUGGAAACAGCGAGUGGGGUAACCAGCCUCCCCCAGAUCUACUUGAAUAAUAGCAAGUACUUCAGUGUGGAAGUGAACAACGCAGCCCAGCUGGUGCACUGCGCGUCCAGCAACAUCGAGAAGCUCCUGCUGAAGAGAGCGAAGGCUCUGGAGACUCUAGCAACAGCAGCAGAGGACUUCCAGAAGGGACACGGGUGGAAAAAUGAGUUUGCGGAUGAUGAUAUUGUGUAUUACAACGCAAAGGACAAGCUGAAUGAGACGGACGGGCGGAAGAACCGGAUCAGUCCAGUUUUUAAGGAGGACCCAGCCUUUAAGCGCCAAAUAUCAUACAACCACACAGCCGUCCACAUCCCUACAGACAUCUAUGAGGGCUCCACGAUCAUUCUGAACGAGCUGAACUGGACUGAAGCACUAGAAGAUGUCUUCAAGAAGAACCGGGAGGAUGACCCCACGUUACUGUGGCAGGUGUUUGGCAGUGCCACUGGGCUGGCUCGGUACUACCCAGCGUCUCCUUGGAUGGACACCGCAAAGAUGCCCAGCAAAAUUGAUUUGUACGACGUUCGGCGGCGACCGUGGUAUAUACAAGGUGCUGCUUCACCAAAGGACAUGCUGAUUCUUGUGGAUGCGAGCGGCAGUGUCUCUGGUCUGACACUCAAACUCAUCCGCACCUCUGUCAGUGAGAUGUUGGAAACCUUGUCCGAUGAUGACUAUGUGAAUGUAGUUUAUUUCAACAUGGAGGUGAACAAUACCGACUGCUUUGAUCAUCUAGUGCAGGCGAACGUCCGCAACAAGAAGAAGCUGAAGGACGCGGUUCAGAAGAUCUCAGCCAAGGGCAUCACUAACUACAAAAGGGGCUUUGAAUUCGCCUUCGAGCAGCUUUUGUUUUCCAACGUGACCCGUGCCAACUGCAACAAGAUCAUCAUGCUGUUUACUGACGGGGGGGAGGAGAGGGCUCAGGAGAUCUUCGAGAAGUACAACUCAGGAAAGGAGGUGCGCAUAUUUACCUUUUCUGUUGGCCAACACAACUAUGACAAAGGACCAAUACAAUGGAUGGCCUGCAACAACAAAGGAUAUUAUUACGAGAUUCCAUCUAUUGGAGCCAUUAGGAUCAACACACAGGAGUACUUGGAUGUACUAGGAAGACCAAUGGUCCUGGCAGACAAGAAGGCCAAGCAGGUCCAAUGGACCAAUGUCUACCUAGAUGCACUGGAACUUGGCCUUGUUAUCACGGGGACACUGCCAGUUUUCAACAAGACGCUCUCAAAAGAUGAAAAGGGCGGAACCACAAAAAAGAAUCAAUUGACCCUAGGAGUGAUGGGCGUGGAUGUAUCCCUGGAUGACAUUAAGAAGCUAACUCCGCGGUUCACUAUCGGCCCCAAUGGAUAUUAUUUCGCAAUCAACCCCAAUGGCUAUGUGCUGCUCCAUCCCAACCUGCAACCAAAGAAUCCUAAAUUCCAGGAGCCAGUUACCCUGGAUUUCCUGGAUGCUGAGCUGGAGAACGAAAUUAAAGUGUGGAUCAGAAGAGAUAUGAUUGAUGGACUGACAGGAAAUAGAACAAUCAACACUCUGGUGAAAUCUCAGGAUGAGAGGUACAUCGACAGAGGUGUCCGGACCUACACAUGGGCUCCUGUCAAUGGCACAGACUACAGCCUGGCGCUGGUAUUGCCUGAAUACAGUUUGCACUAUAUUCAAGCAAGAAUAGGAGAUACGAUUACACAGGCAAAAUUUUCUGAGACCAUGCAGCUGGAGAACUUUGAUGAGUAUGGAUACACAUUCAUCGCACCCAGAGAGUACUGCGUAGACCUGAAGGUGUCGGACAACAACACUGAGUUCCUGAUGGAGUUCAACAAGUACAUUGACACGAAAACGCCCAACAACCCCACAUGCAAUGUUUCUCUUGUAAACAGACUGUUGCUGGAUGCUGGACUGACCACAGACCUGGUCAAGCUCUGGAAGGAUCAGAAUCUAAGCGGAGUGCAAGCCAGGUUCGUGGCCACCGACGGGGGAAUCACACGCGUUUACCCGAGAAGUGCUGGUGAGGAAUGGACAGAGAACCCAGAGACGUAUGAAUCAAGCUUCUACAAGAGGAGUCUGGACAAUGACAUCUACAUCUUCACUGCACCACCUUCCAACAAAAGCGGGGAGACUGACAUUGAUUCUGGCAUCUUGGUCAGCAGGGCUGUCGAUCUGAACAUCGACGGCGUGAAGCUGAAGCCUGCUGUGGUCGGUGUGAAGCUUAACAUCACCGCCUGGAUGCUGAGUUUCAUGAACGCCACAAUGAAGACAAACUGCAAGGAUGAGAUCUGUGGUUGUGUGCGGAACAGUCAGAAUGUUGACUGUGUUAUCCUCGACGAUGGCGGGUUUCUAUUGAUGUCCAAUAAGGAUGCCUAUAUCACCCAGAUCGGCCAGUUCUUCGGCGAGAUCGACCCCAACCUGAUGAAGAGCCUGGUGAACGCUUCGGUGUACUCGUACAACAAGACGUAUGACUACCAGUCGGUGUGCGACCCGCAGCGGGAGAUCAAGGCCGCCGCGGGGCUGCGCUCCGUCUACGUGCCUACAAUAGCAGACAUGCUGAGUAUUGGAUGGUGGGCUUCAGCUGCAGCCUGGUCCAUAUUGCAGCAGCUAUUUCUUAGUUUAUCAUUUCCUCAAUUCCUCGAAGCAGCUGAUAUGGAAGAUGACCUGACAGAUGCUCUCUCCAAGGAGAGCUGCAUCACGGAGCAGACGCAGUACUUCUUCGACAGCAAUGAUUUGAAGUCCAUUAAAGGAAUACUGGACUGUGUGAACUGCUCCAGAAUGUACCAUGGAGAAAAAAUUGUGAACACAAACCUGCUGUUCCUCAUUGUCGAUGCCAAGGACACCUGUACGCCAUGUGACAGCAAAAAGUUGUUCCAAGCAGAGCAACCAUCCCUGGGCCCAGACCCCUGUGAGCUGGCACAGAAUCCCAGGUACAGGAAAGGACCAGAUGUCUGUUUUGACAACGAUGAAAGAGAGGAUGAUAGUGACUGUGGUGGGGGGUCCGGUUUGAGCCCGUCACUCUGGACCACGUUUGGCUUGCAGCUGGUUCUCCUCUGGGUCCUGGCCGGACCGAGACACUACCCGUCAUGACCUGAGAGCCCACGGAUUGUCCACCGCUGUCCUCCCAUACAUUUCAGGAUCCUGCCAGAUUUUCUUUCUGAGAUUCUACAUUGACCGGAGCGGGGUGGAGGCGACAUCACCACCCUGGAAGUGAGACUGAUAGCGUGUGUUCCCAGGUCUUGCUCUGUGGGCCGACGGGACGGCUGUUACGGAUUAACGUGGAGCUAUCUCAAGCCUAGUGUGUCCUGCAGAGGCAACCGAGAAGACUGCCUUAUCCCGGAAGGGGAGAGUGGAGAUUAAACUACUUCAUUUAUGUUGUAGGUUUUUUGGUGUGCUAUGUAAAGAUAAAAAAAAAAAAUACAUCAAAGUCAUCAAAUUGAAUUACACUGCCAGAUAUUUCAAACAGAAAGUGCUGCCCCUAGCUGUUGUACCGUGGUAUUUAUAUUUAUUUGUUAGGUCUUGUUUUUACUUGAUUGUGUAUAUUGAAAGGUUUGGGAUGGCUAGUGACCGAUUUAUGACUCAGAUUUCUCCUACAAGCAUAGCAGAAAAAAGAAAAGUAAAAAAGAAACGUGUGGCAUUCUCUUCCACCACAUGUCAGAGCAGACACAUCUCUUAACAGUCUACUCAUAAUGAAACAUUUACAAAAUCUGUUCAAAAGAAAAAUCUCAUUGAGCUGAUGUACACGAUGCACAGAUGGAGGGCAUGACUGCGUUUCCAGAGGUAGUCAAAUAUGCAUUUUUGUUUGCAGACUGCAGUGCAUUUUACCUGCAGUGCAUUUUUUUAGCCCUGAGAAUACAGGGAAUUUCUGCCAGUCUCUACUUCACUCUGUACACAAACAGGGCCUUGCGGCUUUGUGAUACCAUGCCAAAGGGCACACUUUCACCUCAGCCGCUGCGCAUUGUGCCAGCCCAUUGGCUUUCUUUAUUGUGCGAUUUAAUAUUGAGCUAGCCAAAUCUUUUCAUUUGUAUUUAUUUAUUUAUUUCAAUUCUUAAAGGCCAUUGCAAGAAAACGGUUUUCAGUGCAAUGUUCUAGAUUUUCAUCUAUAUAUUUAUACUUAAGUACCCUUUUCCUUGGCCUUUCUGCAUGUUUUUGCUGUUUAAUUUAGGUUUCUUUUUAUGGUUUUGAUAUUAAGUGUUUAUGCAAAAAAAGGUUACUUAGUCAAAAGGACAGGGGACAUCAGUGCAUAAUGGUAUGUGUGCAAACUAUGGAAAUGCUUGUUUAAAGAAAAUGCACAAUACCCAUGAAUGUCUGAAAGCACGGAUCUUUAAAUGUGAACCUGGGUGAAAACGGUGUUUUUCACAAUUCAAUACAGCACAAACUUUUAAAUGGGUUUUGUCAACUCUAUACUAAAUUUUAGUAUAAAAACCGGACGAUAUUCUUCAGGCAGGUUGCUUUGUCUGUUUUCCUAUUGUCAUUAUAGGUCCCUGUUCAGAUUUUUGAUUCCAUCAGAUGAGCAUGCUUUUUAAAAAAACCAUAAUACAUGGUUGAGACUGUCUCCAGGUCAGCUAUGGAGAAGAGCUGGGGAAGGAGAAAGGACUUGUCUGUUGUAUUCAAACAGUGUCCCCUGCCAGUAAUGUACUGCAGGCACAGUAUAUUUGUGAAUAUCAAUAAACCCAAUAUUCCAAAGAAAAUAUAGAUUAUGAUCAAUUGGAAGUCUUGAUUAUCAUAUACCAUUUAAAUAACUACGACAUGUAUUUUUGUAAAAAUAAGCAAGAUUUAACACAAUUAUGUGGUGGAGAAGACUUCCAUUGAAUGAAAGAAAUAGCAAUAUUUGUUUAUAUUUAUCCAAAUAGCACAAGGAGGUUAAUGAGUUAUUGAUGUACUGCUAUUUGGAACAUUAGUUUGAAACUUUGUGCAUAAAAGCUAUACAUCUCCGUUCUAAGCACUACAUCAGCAUUCAUAAGUCAAAAUUGAUGCAGCAAGUGACAUUACUAUGACAUGCCAAGUGAAAUGACAUAAGGUUAUUGUGUUAUUCCAAUUUGUAUGUCAUAGUAAUGUCACUUGCUGCAUCAAUGCUGACAUAACGUAUGUAGUGCUUAUGAAGGAGUUAUGUAGCUCUAUUUAGGACCCUUCAAAUAUAGUGUUACCAAAAAAUGUUUGCUGCUGCAAAUGUUUUUAUUCAGAUUCUUCAUUGCUUUAACAUUAGCCGACAUGGGGUGGUUUGUAAUGUUCUUUCUAAUAACCCUCCUACAUUGAAGUUAUGUACCUGAACAUGAAAACCACUUUUCCUGCUCUAUACAUGGAGAUGGUUGGGGCCUGAUUGUUGAUUCCUGCAGUCACACAGAGGAAUUUGCAUAAAUAUUUGACUUACUCGUGGAUUCAGUGGUAGGACCACUGUUCAUUACAGAAAUUUUGUCAUUAUAUUCUCUCCAUAUACUGGUUCAAGAUAGAAAAAUUAUAACGACUUGUGUGAUUGAUGGAUGUUGGGUUGAGUUUGUAGCAGACAACAAAUCUUUUAUAACUGUCUGAAAUCAAGGGAGAUAUCAAAAGAGUUUGCAUCUUGCAUCCAGAGACUAUGGACAUGGGAAAUUUUAACAGAUACCUAAGAAAUGCAGGAAAUUUAGAUCUCAAAAUCACACAAUUAUGCAAAGACUUUAUUCCCGUUCAUUAGAAUUGCAUUAGUUAGACAUGUGAAUACAUAUAAGCAUCACAUGGAAUCAAUCCGUGGUUUUUCAUGAUUAGAAUAAUAGACAGUGGUGGAAAUAUUGGCCCUAAUUGUACACUAUUUGGUAGUUAUUGACCACACAUAAGGGCUACAGUUGUACAGAUCCAAUGCUUGCUUCUGCUUGGGAAAUUUCAACCGCCAAAGUUAAAUCUCCAUUUCAAUGAUAUGAUAUGAGGUUGGUACAGUUGGUAAACUUUUUUGUAAACAGUUGGUAAAGUUUUUGUCUUCUCUGCACUUGUUGGAAAAAGCAAUGUAAUCGAGACCAAUUGCAUUUCAUAUUCAAAAAGUGACAUUAAGUGCCAUAGGCCUUUUUCAUCUGUUACAGUAUCUACAAAAAAAAUGUGUUUGGAGUGGUAACUCCAACACAGCGUGAAGGCCAGUUUUGUUGACAUUGUUCCCUAAAUGCAUGAUAUGAUAUCAGUGACGGACAAUAAUCCUACUUAGGUAUUCAUUUUACAGAAGUAUAAUACAGUGAAUAUUAUAUAAAGCCUUUGUUCUUAAUAUGGAUCAGCGCUACUGCCGUUUUACUGAAAGAGACAGCAUUUGUUUUUUAACACAUUAUAAUGACCAUCUUAUAAGAGGUGACUAUAACCAGAUGUGGAUUAAUGGAACAGUCAGUCUAAAGCUCAAACCUUGAAAAUGAAGCCCAAGGUAAACCCAGUUAGUUUCUCCAGCAGUUUACUUGAAUAGAAAUACAGUUUAGUUUGAAAGUGUCAAAUGCACUGUAAACAAGUGUGGAGGGCUGAAAUCUAAAAUUACUUCCACUCAUUGAAGGACUUUGUUUUUCUAUUUCUGCUGUCGUUCUCAGUGCUAAACUCAGAUGCUGUCGUUUCAGGAUCCAAUACUGCGAUGUGAUUGGAAGUGUGUUUAAUGCUGUCAAUGCGCUUUGUGCAGGUCGUCUGGGUCAUGCUUUUUUCUGGACUGUUCUAUGGAGACUGCUCGAUGUGUGUUUAAAUGGAGGGGUCUGGUGCCUGCUGCCCCAGUGCUAGUAACCAGCGGGUCUUUCUGUUAAUAUCCCUUGAUUGUGCUUUAAAUACAAUACACUUUUGUGGAGCUUGACUAGCCUGAAUUUUGUAUAAAUUUGUACCAUAAUGUUAUUAAACAAAAAACAAAGAAUAAUGUUUAUAAUCAUAGAAAUGUGGUAAUUCUUGUGCAAAUACAGUAUAUUCAGAAUAAAAGUCUAUCAUUAUUA
This is a messenger RNA of Conger conger (European conger), 7414 nucleotides long. Its product is annotated as voltage-dependent calcium channel subunit alpha-2/delta-1. Gene Ontology annotation, cellular component: L-type voltage-gated calcium channel complex. The transcript has 38 exons. The record is from RefSeq and is a predicted model, not a curated record. Bases 348 to 3587 code for a protein of 1079 amino acids. Lineage: Eukaryota; Metazoa; Chordata; Actinopteri; Anguilliformes; Congridae. Gene Ontology annotation, molecular function: voltage-gated calcium channel activity.